This is a messenger RNA of Carassius auratus (goldfish), 1920 nucleotides long. RefSeq names its product relaxin-3 receptor 1-like. Gene Ontology annotation, biological process: immune response; cell chemotaxis; positive regulation of cytosolic calcium ion concentration. The transcript has a single exon. The coding region runs from base 481 to 1680 and encodes 399 amino acids. Gene Ontology annotation, molecular function: C-C chemokine receptor activity; C-C chemokine binding. Lineage: Eukaryota; Metazoa; Chordata; Actinopteri; Cypriniformes; Cyprinidae. The record is from RefSeq and is a predicted model, not a curated record. Gene Ontology annotation, cellular component: membrane; external side of plasma membrane.
UCUCGCUAUAUAAUUUAACUCAAAAAGUAAAAUAAAGCUAAUUAAUAGACGUGUUUUAUGCCAGCUACACUGUACAUUUUCUAUGUAUUUGUGGAAUUUUAGUUUUGUGGAAUAUAAAUGCAUUCAUUUGGAAGAUGUUUUUAUCCAAAACCAAUUAUAAGUCUACAGCCUUUUCAGGUUACAUAAAAAUAAACUACUCUUUUUUUCCCCCAAUGGCAAGUGAAAACGUCCCGAUCUGCCAGCAGCCAGUCUCCUCUAUAUAAAGCCCGGUGAUGCUCCAUGAGCUCAUUCAGGUGCGGAGAGUCAGAGGAGAGAGAAGCGGCUGCGGCUCAGAUACACGUAAGAACCGUACAUAAAAAUAGGAAUAAAGAGUUUACGCGCAUGAGGAUCACAUGCUGCAUCUGUAGGAUGCCUUUCAGGUACACAUUUGCGUAGCACAUGGAAUCUUCUUGAAAUCGUAUGGGUGCGUAAAGCCGUGCCAUGCAAGGGAACAGCAGCGCGUUGGAGCCGGGUUUAGCCGCGUGUGGACCGUCUCUGGACGAGGGCGAUGCUCUGUCGAACCGGACCGCUCUCCACAACCUGUCUCUCCGCUGCUGGCUGCAGCUGCUCUCCAGAGAGUCUGCGCCGGAGCUCUACGGCGACAGCUCGAACGUGGCCAUGCGCGUCGUGAUUGCGCUCGUCUACCUGAUCGUGUGCGCUCUGGGGCUCGUCGGGAACCUGCUGGCGCUUUACCUGCUCCAGUCGCGCCACAGACUCAAGCAGUCGUCCAUCAACUGCUUCGUCAUGAGUUUAGCCGUGACGGACCUGCAGUUCGUCCUGACUCUUCCGUUCUGGGCCGUGGACACCGCUUUGGACUUCAGAUGGCCGUUUGGAAAGGUGAUGUGUAAGAUCAUCAGCUCGGUCACCACUAUGAACAUGUACGCGAGCGUGUUCUUCUUGACAGCCAUGAGCGUUGCGCGCUACUGCUCCUUGUCCUCUUCCCUGCGGAUGCAAAGUCCCAAAACGGCCUCGGCUGAGGUCAAGUGGGCCAGUUUGGGAAUCUGGAUCGUGUCCGUGGUGGCCACCAUCCCUCACGCGGUUUACUCCACCACGGCGCAGGUGUCCGACGACGAGCUGUGCCUCGUCCGCUUCUCGGAUUCCGGAAGCUGGGACCCGCAGCUGCUUCUAGGUCUCUAUCAAACCCAGAAGGUCCUCCUGGGCUUCGUGAUUCCGCUGGUCAUCAUCUGCGUUUGUUACCUCCUCCUGCUGCGCUUCGUUCUGCGGCGGCGCGUCAGUGGAAUCCCCGGCUCGGACAGCGAGAGAGGGCGGCACAAGCGCCGUUCCAAAGUCACCAAAUCGGUCACCAUCGUGGUUCUGUCGUUCUUUCUGUGCUGGUUGCCCAACCAGGCUUUGACCCUUUGGGGGGUGCUCAUCAAAUUCGAUCUGGUGCCGUUCAGCAACGCGUUUUACAACGCGCAGGCCUACGCGUUCCCCAUCACCGUGUGCCUUGCGCACACCAACAGCUGCCUGAACCCGGUGCUGUACUGCCUGAUCCGCCAGGAGUACCGCACUGGCCUCAAGAAACUGCUGUUUAGAGCCACUCCGUCCAUCCGGAACCUGGCCAAGCUGGUGUACCGGAGGAAGAAGGUGGCGGAGGCUCCGCCCGCAGUGUCCGUGGUGCAGAUGGAGAUCGGGAUGUGACUUUACCAACGAGGGAAAAAAAACAAACAAACAAAAAAAAAAACACUGAGACUAGUUUGAACUUUUGAAUACAUCUUCGUAUACUUAAGCAACGUGGAUUUGCAAAUAUCAGACAUUGCUGACUUGAAAUAGAAUUGCAUUGGCGUAUAUGAUAGUUACAUCUACAUUACCAGACAAACGUUUGGACGCACUUGUGUUUCUCACGGUCUCCAAAACUUUUUUUUUUCUUAAUACCCCCAC